Anguilla rostrata (American eel) is the source of this 1382-nucleotide messenger RNA. It is a transcript of the gene slc66a3, whose product is annotated as solute carrier family 66 member 3. The record is from RefSeq and is a predicted model, not a curated record. The transcript has 7 exons. Bases 172 to 783 code for a protein of 203 amino acids. NCBI's taxonomy places the organism in Eukaryota, Metazoa, Chordata, Actinopteri, Anguilliformes, Anguillidae.
CGCCCGGAGGGUAAAAAACCUACCGAGGUGAUGUGUGCGGAAGAGAAACCCAAAAAUGCAUUGCUCGAUUAGACGCGGAUGCGCUGGAGUAACUUAACGCUGCCAAGAUAAAUAGAGGACCUCCGAGAGGAGAGACCGGGCAAUAAAAAUCCAUCUCUACACGGCUCAACAAUGGACGCCAAUAUGAUGCUUGAUUUCGCCAACUUCAGCACUCUGUUCGUGUGCAUGGUGCUGAAGUUUCCGCAGAUAUUCGUACUAAUGCAGGCGAAAUCGACCAGGGGCGUCAGCCUGAAGAGUCUUCUGUUAGAGCUAAUCGGGUUCAUCGUGUUCAUUACCUACCAGAUGUACUACGACUACCCACCCCCCACCUACCUGGAGUACCCCAUUCUGAUCGCUCAGGACGCCAUUCUGCUGCUGAUGAUCCUCCACUACAACGGGAACCUGCGGCAGAGCUUGACCCAGCUGACCAGGUUUGUAGGCGGCUGGCAGCUUCUCACCCUGCAGAAGUGGAUCAUUGACCUGGCCAUGAGCCUGUGUACUCUCAUCAGUGCCGCCAGUAAGUUCGCUCAGCUGCAGUGUAUGUGGCAGGCCAAGGAUUCGGGCCAGGUCAGCGCCCUGUCCUGGGGCAUGGCCACCUACACCUGCCUGGCCAGGAUUUUCACCACAGUCAUGAUGACAGGAGACAUGCAAGUUCUGGUGAGGUUCAUCGUCAUGGCGAUACUGAACGGGUGGGUGACGGCGGUGGUGCUGCACUACAGGCGGAAAGGAAGCAAGCAGGACUGAGCGUCGGGCCCGUCGCCAUGGAGACUCCUGCGCUUCCUGCGUCUCACCGGGCCUCCUGGUGAUCCUCAGAGGUGACCAGCCGCCACAAUGCCCUCGCGCGAGAACCGCAGUGCACUAUGGGAGUGAACCACGUUAAGAGGAAGCAGCUGACCGUACCGUACUGUAUCUGCCACGUUGCAUCUACUGCACAGAUGCAGAAGACAAGUAUGCAGUGGCACAAACCCCCCAAACCUUUUAAGUGUACUUACCUCAGCUCCCUGUCUGUGUUACACACCACCACUUCAUCCUACACAUUCCAGAAUUACACUCAUUUCAUUCCUGUCCCAGAACUGUGCUUCUCUGUUUCAUUCCCAUCCCAGAACUCUGCUCCACUUUUACAUUCCAGUCUCAGAACUCUGCUCCACCGUUUCAUUCCUGUCUCAGAAUGGAUUUAAUUUCAGUUUCUGAAACAUGCUUCCUGCCAUUAAGAACCCCCCACCCCCCCCCACAGUGAGGAGGGGGGGUCCGUAAUGGGAGCAUAGUGUAAAGAUGUGUCUCUAAUCCCAACCGUGUUGGUUCUGUGAUUGUGUUAUAUGAGUCAAUAAAAAAACCCAAAUCUG